UCUCAAGCAAAAGCUUCUUUUCCGUGUUUUCCAAUAAGAACUCAAUUGGGUGGGAAUCCAGCAGAAUUCCUUCCUUUUCAAAAGAUGUUCAAGGAUCUGGCAGAUGAGGCAGUGGUGAAAUCUGAGCCGGUUUACUACCAGUUCGCUGGCUGCGCAUGCACGCUGUGCGCACACAUGCGCAGUGCUCACCACGCACCAAAUGCGAGGUGCAGACAUGCACAGUGCAAGCCAAAAGGAGGCAUGGGAGCCCCUCCUGCACCAAGUGGGGAAGACCCAUCAUUUAAAGAUACUUGCACAAAUGCUACAAAGACACUUUGCCUCAGGAGACAGCAAAGACUAGGAGCAAAAUGCCUUUAGUCCGGUCUCUUUCGGUCACUUCUCUCAACGGUCUUCCACAAUGGGACAGUGAAGAUUUACCAGUAGAAGACCUUUUGCUCUUUGAAGUCUCUUGGGAAGUCACCAAUAAAGUUGGUGGCAUCUGCACAGUGAUCCAGACAAAAGCCAAAACCACUUUAGAAGAAUGGGGGGAAAAUUACUUUCUCCUUGGCCCUUAUUUCGAGCAUAACGUGAAGACGCAGGUGGAACUCUGUGAACCUCCCAACGCAGCAGUGAAGAAAGCGAUGGAUGUCAUAAAAGCCAACGGGUAUCAGGUCCAUUUUGGGAGAUGGCUGAUUGAAGGAAGCCCCUACGUGGUGUUGUUCGAUAUAGCAUCAGCAGCUUGGAAUCUGGACAGAUGGAAAGGGGAAUUCUGGGAAGCCAGCCAUAUCGGAAUUCCUUACCAUGACCGGGAAGCAAAUGAUGCCCUCAUCUUUGGAUCGCUAACUGCCUGGUUUUUGAAAGAGCUUGCCAGUCAGUUCGAAGAGAAGCCCAACGUUAUAGCUCACUUCCAUGAAUGGCAAGCUGGCCCCGGUCUCAUCCUGUGCCGGUUCAGGAAGAUUCCAAUUGCAACCAUUUUCACAACUCACGCGACUCUGUUAGGAAGGUACCUGUGUGCAGCGAGCAUAGACUUCUACAAUCAUUUGGACCAGUUUGAUAUAGAUAAAGAAGCAGGGGAAAGGCAGAUAUACCACAGAUACUGCAUGGAACGGGCCUCGGUGCAUUGCGCGCAUGUGUUUACCACGGUCUCUCAGAUAACGGCCAUAGAAGCGGAUCACAUGUUGAAGAGAGCAACUGAUGUUGUCACGCCCAAUGGCCUCAACAUUAAGAAGUUCUCGGCUAUGCAUGAAUUUCAGAAUUUGCAUGCCACCAAUAAAGCCAGGAUCCAAGAGUUCGUUCGAGGUCAUUUCUACGGCCAUCUUGACUUCAACCUUGAAAAGACUUUGUUUUUCUUCAUCGCCGGGAGAUAUGAGUUUUCCAACAAAGGAGCGGACAUGUUUUUAGAGGCCUUAUCAAGAUUAAAUUUCCUGCUGAGGGUGCACAGAAGUGAUGUCACAGUCAUUGUGUUCUUUAUAAUGCCAGCAAACACCAACAAUUUCAACGUGGAGACAUUGAAAGGCCAGGCAGUUCGGAAACAGCUAUGGGACACCGCACAUUCAGUGAAGGAAAAAUUUGGUAAGAAACUCUAUGAAGCGCUGCUAAGAGGAGAAAUUCCUGACAUGAACAAGAUCAUAGAUCGUGAUGACCUAACUAUUAUGAAACGAGCCAUCUAUUCCACCCAGCGGCAGAGCCUCCCACCAGUGACAACACACAACAUGAUCGAUGACUCCAGCGAUCCCAUCCUGAGCACCAUCAGACGCAUCGGUUUGUUCAAUAAUCGAACGGAUCGAGUAAAGGUCAUCCUACAUCCUGAAUUUCUUUCUUCAACGAGUCCAUUAUUACCAAUGGACUAUGAAGAGUUUGUCAGAGGCUGCCAUCUUGGAGUCUUUCCAUCAUAUUAUGAACCCUGGGGGUAUACUCCAGCUGAGUGCACCGUCAUGGGCAUCCCCAGUGUUACCACGAACCUGUCGGGAUUUGGCUGUUUCAUGCAGGAACAUGUAGCUGACCCAGCUGCUUAUGGAAUUUACAUUGUGGACCGGCGAUUUCGCUCUCCGGAUGAGUCUUGCAAUCAGCUGACCCAGUUCCUGUACGCAUUCUGCCAACAGUCGCGGCGACAAAGAAUUGUCCAGAGGAACCGAACGGAGAGGCUUUCCGAUCUGCUGGACUGGAGAUAUUUAGGGAGAUAUUAUAUGCAUGCCAGACACUUAGCUCUGAGUCGGGCUUUUCCUGAAAAAUUUGAGAUGGAACCAAAUGCUCCACCCACGACAGAGGGUUUUCGUUACCCACGUCCUUCAUCUGUGCCUCCCUCACCUUCCGUUUCUCAGCACAACAGCCCUCAUCAAAGCGAUGAGGAAGUGGACGAUGACGAAAGAUAUGACGAGGAGGAAGAGGCUGAGAGAGACAGGCAGAACAUAAAAUCCCCCUUCUCCUUCACUGCUAUGCCAUGGAGGAAGAAGAAGCAGCAUGGGGAAUACAGGAACUAAUCCGUCAAAUCCUUUAUUCAUGGCCUUGA
Messenger RNA from Ahaetulla prasina, 2488 nucleotides. It is a transcript of the gene GYS2, whose product is annotated as glycogen synthase 2. Lineage: Eukaryota; Metazoa; Chordata; Lepidosauria; Squamata; Colubridae. The transcript has 17 exons. Bases 348 to 2459 code for a protein of 703 amino acids. Gene Ontology annotation, molecular function: alpha-1,4-glucan glucosyltransferase (UDP-glucose donor) activity. Gene Ontology annotation, biological process: glycogen biosynthetic process. Gene Ontology annotation, cellular component: cytoplasm. The record is from RefSeq and is a predicted model, not a curated record.